AUGCCAUUACCAUUAAGCAACGUUAAACAGCAUGGGAAUGUUGUUCUACAACUUUAUCGGGCCAUCCUAAGAACAUCAUUACAUCUUGAGGCCCCUGGUUUCGACAAAAUAGCUAAACUCAAGCUUCUUAGGGAAAUUCGCAUAGCAUUUAGGAAGCAAAAGAAUAUGAACAGUUCUUUUCAAUCCAAAACACUUCUGAAAAGGGGAUAUUAUUGGAAUGAGACUUUUUGUAAGUGGUACCAGUGUACGGCCCAGAAAAUAGAGACAGAUAAGAAUUAUUCGACAUUUCUAAAAAAAGUUAAUCCGACUCUCUGGAAACAGAAGUUUUCCGACAAGAAGUUGGCUUCUUUAAGUGAUAUUGACAGAUUAAUACGGGAAGAUGCUUUGAAUCAUGUGUUGGACAAUGAUGCAAUAGAAGAUAGGAAAUACAAGAGGAAAGUUGAUAGCUGGAUAAAGAUGUACAUUAAACGAAGACAGGUUGCUGGAUUGAUACCGUCGAAAUCAAAGCUUGACUCGACUUAUGUUAAUAAUAUUUUAAAAUCGAAAGUACUUUUUGAUAUGAGGAGGAAGGUGCUUGUACGAGUGGCAGAAAAACUUCAAAAGCCGUCCACUGCCGGACUUAAAACAGUCAGCGGAACCUCUAAUAACAUAUUUGUAAUAAUGACACCAUGGAAUGCAAGAUUAUUCACCGAGAAAUACAACUUUAUAUAUAAGCAACGCAAGAGACAUGACAUGAAUGUGUUGGAUCAAAACAGUUUAAAACAUUAUACAGAGAAAUGGCUUCCGUUAUAUGAGAGUGAAUUACAAUGGGAAGCUCGAAUGGCAGGGGAAAAAAAAAAGCAUGACUUUGAGGAACUGUCAAGUGAAUGGCAUGAGGUAUUCAACUCCUGGAACAAGAGAAUUUUAGAUGCAUCGAAUAAGAUAGAGGAUGACACAAAGGAUUACAACCGCCGACAGUAUUGCUUAUAUCAAAAGCUGAAGCCAAAAUUUGACAUCUUGUACAGUGCAUCCCAAUUCAAUAUGAAACGACUUGAAAGAGUAAUUAAGGCUAAACAGGUUGGCGCAUACACAGAUAUUGUUGGUGAUAAUCUUGGCGAGCUCAUGAAAGCACAUUACUUUAGAGACCCAUGCCAGAAAAGCAGAAGUCAAAUGUGGGGUCUUCGAAAUAUCAAAUAA
Brettanomyces bruxellensis is the source of this 1176-nucleotide messenger RNA. RefSeq lists its product as uncharacterized. NCBI's taxonomy places the organism in Eukaryota, Fungi, Ascomycota, Pichiomycetes, Pichiales, Pichiaceae. The record is from RefSeq and is a predicted model, not a curated record. The coding region runs from base 1 to 1176 and encodes 391 amino acids. The transcript has a single exon.